CUCUCGAGAUUUGUGCAUUGAAAUGUUGAAAGAAAAAAUGAAAUACUUGUGUCUAGUUAUAUGUUUAAUCUGGUUAGCUCAGGCCAAUGCAUCCACGGGCGAUUUGCCCACAUUUACGGGCGUUUGUGCCCUGCAGGGCGAUUGGUGCUCCACCAGAUGCCAAAUAGCUGGCGGACGUGACGGCAUUUGCAACAAGGUGCAGCUAUGUGUGUGUAGGCCACUCUAGCGUGCAUUUGAUUAGAAACGACUAUCAACAAGGAGCUUAAAGAAAACUUUGAUAUAUUUACAAUUGCGUAUGGUUCUAAGGGCAUGCGGUUGGCUAGAGCUACGAUGAAAUAAAAUU
This is a messenger RNA of Drosophila hydei, 343 nucleotides long. RefSeq lists its product as uncharacterized. Lineage: Eukaryota; Metazoa; Arthropoda; Insecta; Diptera; Drosophilidae. The record is from RefSeq and is a predicted model, not a curated record. Bases 23 to 226 code for a protein of 67 amino acids. The transcript has 2 exons.